Chinchilla lanigera (long-tailed chinchilla) is the source of this 2217-nucleotide messenger RNA. It is a transcript of the gene Slc29a3, whose product is annotated as solute carrier family 29 (equilibrative nucleoside transporter), member 3. The coding region runs from base 72 to 1490 and encodes 472 amino acids. Gene Ontology annotation, cellular component: Golgi apparatus; plasma membrane. Lineage: Eukaryota; Metazoa; Chordata; Mammalia; Rodentia; Chinchillidae. Gene Ontology annotation, molecular function: nucleoside transmembrane transporter activity. The transcript has 6 exons. Gene Ontology annotation, biological process: nucleoside transmembrane transport. The record is from RefSeq and is a predicted model, not a curated record.
CCUGCGGCCUGCCGAAGCCCGGUUGCAGUGGCCUCGCGGCCCAGAGGCUGUGGCGGCGGCGCGGCGGCGACAUGGCCUUUGUCCCAGAGGAGGACACGCACCGCAGCUCCAACUCCACCUACAGAGCCGUUGGCAGGGCCGACCAGGAGCCGCUGCUCGGGAAGCAGCUGACUCGCCUGCCGCCCAGCCUGCAAAGGCCGGAGGACCGCUGCCAUGCCACAUACGCCAUCUUCUUCAGCCUGGGCAUUGGCGGCCUGCUGCCAUGGAACUUCUUUGUCACCGCCAAGGAGUACUGGGCAUUCAAGCUGCGCAACUGCUCCGGCCCGGCCUCGAGGGGAUACCCUGAGGACUCCGACAUCCUGAACUACUUUGAGAGCUACCUUGCCAUCGCCUCCACCGCGCCCUCCGUGCUAUGCCUCGUGGCCAACUUCCUGCUGGUCAACAGGGUUCCUGUCCGAGUCCGUGUCCUGGCCUCACUGAUCGUGACGUUAUCCAUCUUUGUGGUGAUGAGCGUGCUGGUGAAGGUGGACACUUCCUCCUGGACCCGAGGCUUCUUUACUGUCACCAUCAUCUGUAUGGCCAUCGUCAGUGGCUCUGCCACCAUCUUCAACAGCAGCAUUUUUGGCCUGACCGGCUCCUUCCCCAUGAGGAAUGCGCAGGCACUGAUAUCAGGAGGAGCCAUGGGAGGGACUGUCAGUGCUGUGGCCUCGCUGGUGGACCUGGCUGCAUCCAGUGAUGUGAGGGACAGCGCUCUGGCCUUCUUCCUGACGGCAGUUGUCUUCCUGGGGCUCUGCAUGGGGCUGUACCUGCUGCUGCCCAGGCUGGAGUACGCCAGGUUCUACAUGAGGCCUGUUGGUCCUGUCCGUGUGUUUUCUGGUGAAGAGGAGCUGCCACAGGACUCCCCCCAUUCUCCUUUGGUGGCCUCCAGGCCCCUUGGGUCCCACACACCACCCCUACGACCCAUCCUAAAGAAGACCGCUGGCCUGGGCUUCUGCAUUGCCUACCUCUUCUUCAUCACCGCCCUCAUCUUCCCUGCCAUCUCCACCAACAUUGAGUCCCUCCACAAGGACUCAGGCUCACCAUGGACCACCAAAUUCUUCGUGCCCCUCACCACCUUCCUCCUGUUCAACUUCGCCGACCUGUGCGGCCGGCAGGUCACAGCCUGGAUCCAGGUGCCAGGCCCCAACAGCAAGGUGCUCCCCGGGCUGUCGCUGCUGCGCACUGGCCUCGUCCCGCUUUUCAUACUGUGUAACUACCAGCCCCGCGUCCACCUGACCACGGUGGUCUUCCGGUCCGACGUCUACCCCGUGCUCUUCACCUGCCUGCUGGGGCUGAGCAACGGCUACCUCAGCACCCUGGCUCUCAUCUACGGGCCCAAAAUUGUGCCCAGGGAGCUGGCCGAGGCCACUGGGGUGGUGAUGUCCUUUUACAUAUACAUAGGCUUGAUGCUGGGCUCAGCCUGCUCGGCCCUGCUAGAGCACCUCAUCUAGGAGUGGGUGGCAGGAACGUCGGUGCCGUGUGAGGCUUUGGGCCCCCGGGAGAUGGGCAGCAAGGACGUGGAGGAAAGGCUCGCAUUUCGCUUGGUGAAGAGAACAGAGCAGAGUUGGGCCUCUGCUCUCCCAAGAUGCCGGUGAGCCAUGUCCUUGCCCAUCCUGUGCAAGGAGAAGCAUUCCAGACACUUUAACAGAACUCGUUAGGGACAUAGGAAGAAGGCAGUGACAAAGAGGGAGGCAAGCUAAAUGUCCCGCUUUUCAUACAGCUACCUUCGUAGCUCACAGGACACCCUCCGGUGUUUGAAUCUGAGUUGUCACCAGUGCAGAACCCAGUGGUGAUGCUCUGUAUUCUCCCAGAAAGAUGGGAGAGAUUCUCAGCCCUCCCUUCUCUGAUGGGGCCCCCUGGAGUGGAAGACCCCCUGGGAUGGCCAGUCCUCAGGCCCAAGUCCAAGCCUGCACAGACCCUAGUUCUGUAGGUGAGUGGGUGCUCACCAGCCAGACUUUUCGAGACUGGAAAGCCCGAGAGAUGGGCCUUGCUGAGUGCUUCCUGCCUGCCGCAGGGCCCAGAGGCUCCCCGGGGCAGGGUCCGAGUUGCUCAGGCCUACGUUCAUUAUGGCCUGGUUGGCUACAGCCUGGGUCAGGGCUGGGUCUUUUAACGUUUAUGUUUACAACUUAUCAAGGCCACUGGUUCAAGGGCCCAAUAAAUCCUGGAGUAUUCAGUGUA